Messenger RNA from Anopheles marshallii, 576 nucleotides. RefSeq lists its product as uncharacterized. The transcript has 2 exons. The record is from RefSeq and is a predicted model, not a curated record. Lineage: Eukaryota; Metazoa; Arthropoda; Insecta; Diptera; Culicidae. Bases 1 to 576 code for a protein of 191 amino acids.
AUGAAUUUUCCUGUAGCCUUCGUAUGUUUCGCGGCUCUGAUUGGUGUGGUCGUGGGAGGGCCAAUAUCGAUGAGCAACAACAACAUUGGAGACAUUGUGAAAGUAAACGUUGAUGCCGAUGUGGACAUCAAGAGCGAGAUCAAUGUAGAUCUGGUGAAUGUGAUUGCGGAGCUGUUGCUUGAGCUGAGGGACGUUAACGUGAACACUUGCUCACGAUCUUCGGAGGAAACCAGCGAGGAGACCAGCGAGGAGACCAGCGAGGAGACCAGCGAGGAGACCAGCGAGGAGACCAGCGAAGAAACCAGCGAGGAAACCAGCGAGGAAACCAGCGAGGAGACCAGCGAGGAAACCAGCGAGGAAACCAGCGAGGAGACCAGCGAGGAGACCAAGACAAGUGAGGAAGCCAGCGAGGAAAGCAUGCCUGGGCCGAUGCCCUACCAAAAGCUUAUGCAUUCACUCGUUCAAUCUAGACCCGAUGGUUAUGAUGCACCGGGAAUUACCAAAGAACAAAAAGAGCAGCUCUAUCGUCAACAUGUGGAACAACUUGUCCAAAAACAUAUGAACGAUCUUCAGUGA